AGUUCCCCCUCCCUUCCCGUGGAGCUUUGCGCUCUGCUCGCAGCGAGGCUGGGCCAGUUGGAGCCAAGAUGGCUGACUACGAGGAUCGGGUGUCUGAUGAGGAGAAGGUGCGCAUUGCUGCAAAGUUCAUCACCCAUGCACCCCCAGGAGAAUUCAAUGAAGUUUUUAACGAUGUCCGACUACUACUCAACAAUGACAAUCUGCUCAGAGAGGGUGCAGCACAUGCGUUUGCCCAGUACAACAUGGACCAGUUCACUCCUGCAAAGAUCGAUGGAUAUGAUGAACCAAUCCUAAUCACAGAGCAUGGAGACAUUGGAAACGGAAGGUUCCUGGACCCCAGAAAUAGGAUUUCAUUUAAGUUUGAUCACUUAAGAAAAGAAGCAAGUGACCCUCACCCUGAUGAUGGUGAUGCAAGCAUAAAGACCUGGAGAGAUGCCUGCGACACAGCAUUGAGGGCCUAUGUGAAAGAUCAUUAUCCAAACGGCGUUUGUACUGUCUACGGAAAGACAAUAGAUGGACAGCAGACCGUAAUAGCAUGCAUUGAAAGCCACCAAUUUCAACCCAAGAACUUUUGGAAUGGACGUUGGAGGUCUGAAUGGAAGUUCACGGUUUCACAAUCCUCUGCCCAGUUGGUAGGAGUGCUUAAGAUUCAGGUUCAUUACUAUGAAGAUGGCAAUGUUCAACUUGUCAGCCACAAAGAUGUGCAGGAAUCCAUAACAAUUGCUGGUGAAGCCCAAACUGCCAAGGAAUUUGUAAGAAUCAUAGAGCAGGCAGAAAAUGAAUACCAGACUGCCAUAAGUGAAAACUAUCAGACUAUGUCAGACACCACGUUCAAAGCCUUACGCCGGCAGCUGCCAGUAACUCGCACCAAGAUUGACUGGAACAAAAUUCUCAGUUACAAGAUUGGCAAAGAGAUGCAGAAUGCUUGAGAAUGUUUAUAGAGCUUAAGCAAUGUUUAGUGUGCAAAGCAAAGUUGGAACUGUCUGAUCCUACACCUAUGCUGUGUAACCCCUUCCGUGCCAGAGUAGCCAGCAGCAAUUUUUUUUGUUGACCUUCUCCAGCACAAAUGGGUUUCAAAGGAAACAUAAAAAUAGGGAUUUAUAAAAUGUGAUAUUUUGCUAGGGCCUACAAAGUUAUUGUAUUUUCUAACCAACAAGCAAUGCAGUGAAACGGUUUUGUUUUUAUAUUCACCUUCGCGGAACUUGUAAAUGUUAUCACUGCAGUUGUUUGUUUCAGUAUGUACAAAUAAAGCAGGGGAAAGUCAAUUCUCGCAGUUAGAAAACUUACCAGCUUUGGGCAAUCUUUCAUCCUCUUGUUACAAGCAGCUGUUUUGAAGGAACUAGUAUGUCCCACCAUACUUUCUCUUUAAAUGUUACCAUUGAUGUCUGGGGUAUCCUCAUUCAAUUCUUACUGUACCGAGUAUUUUUACUAUUUCUUUGCCAUUUGUCUCAUCCAUCAGGUUGUAGAAAGCCAUCUGUGAUCAAGUCUUUGUUCUGCUUUUUAUAUCAUUGAAUAGCAUCAACAUCUACCCCUCCAACCAGUCACCUCCUCUUUUACUUGCUCGAGUUUUACACAUGGUUACGGUAUGCAAAAUAUUUAAGUUGCAUGCGAAAGUUGUGGUCCAAAAAGAACUUGGUGGCAAAGAAAAUAAAGUAGUAAAUUGCACAGCAUUUUAAAUGUCUGUGAGUUACUAAAUCUACAAUUCAUGUGCUACCAUGUUGGGUACUCUGUGUAUGUCCAAAUGAGCUCGAGGGCUGAAUUAAAGUAAAUAUACAUAUAUUUGGUGGGGUUGUUGCUCUCAUGACCAUCUGUUAACAUUUUUCACGUACAGGACUUAUUUUUCCUUAUUUUUGUCUUUGUUUGAGACUGAUUUGUAGAAAAUGCAUGCUCAAGCGACAUUUAAAAAGUUAACCCCACUCGUGAUAAACUAUUAAAGGAAUCUACAUGGAGUUGUAAGAGAAUUGGUUUCUGUAAGUAGUUUGAAAGUGGUGUUUAUUGUGCUUAUCAUGAUAGCUAUAACAUCAUAUACAAAUGUCAGCAUUCCUACGCACCUAAAGUUUAAUGGGUUAAUUUCCCACACAAAAAAGCAAUUAUUUUUUUUGGUAUAUGGUUCAGUUGCAAUCAGAUGAGUCACUUUCACAUGGAAAAAGCAGCCUGCAUUUUGUCAAAUGUAAAGUAAAAUCUUGUUUCCAUAUUGUAAGAUAUUAAUAUUUUUUUUGUAACGGGCAUCAUUGUUCUUAAGAAUCAUUUCAUUAUCUUUCUUUUCUUGUGCUCAAACUAGUGUGAAGGCUACAGAGAGAAAAGCUUGGAAACCAAUAUGAAAAAUGCAAAUGUCUUCAUUGUAUAGCGCUUUAAAGGAUGUGGCACAUUGCCUUUGUACCACAAUUAUAUGAACAUUGGAAUAAAAAAAACGUAUAAACCCUAAAUAAAGAUUUGCUCCAAAGGGGAAA
Molecule: messenger RNA, 2450 nt
Organism: Pelobates fuscus (common spadefoot toad)
Lineage: Eukaryota; Metazoa; Chordata; Amphibia; Anura; Pelobatidae
Gene: CAPZA1
Product: capping actin protein of muscle Z-line subunit alpha 1
Exons: 10
Coding region: 69-929 (286 amino acids)
Biological process (GO): barbed-end actin filament capping; actin cytoskeleton organization
Cellular component (GO): F-actin capping protein complex; actin cortical patch
Molecular function (GO): actin filament binding
Source: RefSeq, a predicted model, not a curated record